AUGAAGACAGAAACGUGGAACCUAACAACUCUAUGUGUAGUGUCCAUCAUCGUUCUUCUCACGACACAAACAGUCUCGGGUGAUUCGACGUACAGUGAAAUAAUAAAGAGCCUCGCGAAAAAGAACAUAUGGUGGACGAAACGCACGCCGGAUGCUGGAAACCUCCUGCCACACGAAUCAUCUAGAGGCUACGGUUGUGAGAUGACAACAGCUAUUUUUGAGUGCUACGUGGAGCGAUGCGUGGAAGGCUUCGUAGGGUGCGCCACCAACGCCGCCAGCAGCGAGGAGUUUGCGAGCUGCAUCAUGGUGCACCGGAUGUGGCAGUGCUACGUGGAGCGAUGCGUGGAAGGCUUCGUAGGGUGCGCCACCAACGCCGCCAGCAGCGAGGAAUUUGCGAGCUGCAUCAUGGUGCACCGGAUGUGCGGCACCAAGUGUGGCAGGAUUGAUCAUCCCGGAACGAUGACCAUCGCUGACUAA
Messenger RNA from Priapulus caudatus, 477 nucleotides. RefSeq lists its product as uncharacterized. Lineage: Eukaryota; Metazoa; Priapulida; Priapulimorpha; Priapulimorphida; Priapulidae. The record is from RefSeq and is a predicted model, not a curated record. The transcript is spliced from 6 exons. The coding region runs from base 1 to 477 and encodes 158 amino acids.